Aegilops tauschii subsp. strangulata is the source of this 2488-nucleotide messenger RNA. RefSeq names its product transcription factor EAT1-like. Gene Ontology annotation, biological process: regulation of DNA-templated transcription; anther wall tapetum development. Gene Ontology annotation, molecular function: protein dimerization activity. NCBI's taxonomy places the organism in Eukaryota, Viridiplantae, Streptophyta, Magnoliopsida, Poales, Poaceae. The record is from RefSeq and is a predicted model, not a curated record.
GAUCUGGCAAAAAGAAUUAAUCUUGGUAAUGCUCUCUUCACAUCUCUUCUCUUCAAGCUUUUAGUGCUACUGUCAAGACACACAUCACCCCUACUUUUAAAGAAUUAAAAAAAUGCCCUUGAAAAAUGGGAUCAUAAUGUUCUGCCUUUUGUUCAGAGAACUUACUUUUAGCUUUAUAAGUUGAAACACUUUCAGCAACUUCUGAUUUCUUGCACUUUCUGAGAAAAUUACAGCAACACGAGGGAUAUUUAGGUCACUACCCAUGAUUUUGUAUUAGUCUCUGCUUAUUAACUGGUAAGGUUAAGGUAGUUGAAGCACAAGCUACCAAGAUUAAUAUUUAUAGUAUGAUACCAAUAAAGACACACUGGAGUUUGUUGGGUCUUGAGGAAGCAAAGAGGCUUCAUGUCUCGUCCAGUGUGCUAAUACAGCUUCUCCUCAUCGAAAGAAGAGACAACCAGAUGCCUAGCUUAAACUCCACGUCUUUGCUUUCUUCCGAACAACCAACACGACCAAGGCGAGCUGCAGCCUUCUCUAUCUAACAAACAGAUUGUCUGUUUCAUUCAAGUUGAGUAGCCUUUUUCCUAAAUAUGCGUGCUUGAACCAAUGAUUUUCUCUAUUUUAGAUCCAAGCUAUUUCAGUUGAUCACUUCUAACAUGCUACUGUGUCAUUUGUUCAUCAGCUUUGUCUCUUCCAUUUGGUUCCUUUUCCCCCAAAAUUGUACUACUUUAAGAUACAUCUUUGAGGCUCCUUGGUUACUAACUUCUGUUGUUUUAGAUAUUGAGUGAAGGCACCAGAGGCCAGAAUGAUUGCUGAGGGAGGUUAUUUUGAUGGUUCCAGAGAUGCUAUCCUCAUGGCAGGAUCACUGAUUCACGAUUCCCUGGACUCUAUUUGUGACAAUACAGAGAUUGAGCAAGGAAACUUCCACGGUCCCUCCUUUUUCAUAGAAGAUAUAUGCAAUCCAACCAAUCUUACCUCUGAGUCUGCACGAACAAUCAACCAUAUACAACAUCGGGCUGAAUUUGACAUGGAUCAGGAUCUUCACGGCCACAUGAUACAAGAGACCCAGGUAGAAACUUCAAAUUGGGUUCCUGCAAUGUUCGGUACCCAAAAUCAUAUCAUCAGCCAACAGUCGAUUGAACAACAAAUGGAUGACUAUGAUGCUGCAUCAUAUCCAGAUGGUGCUCACACAGCUGCACCUGAUCUCCUAAAUCUUCUACAGAUCCCAAGGUACAGUAUGACUACUGCAUUCCCUUCGACAGAACAUAUCUUUGGUGAUCCAGGGCAGAAUGCUGGCAACCAAUUGGACAUCAACAAUGAUGUUCUGGGAAGAGCAAUUCAUGACAGUGGGAUGAUGCUCGGUGAUUCAACUCUACCAUUACAAUAUAAUGACAAUCAAUCUCACCUAUUCAAGGAUCUCUAUCAUUCACUUCCGCAAAGUUUUGGGCUGUUCUCCAGUGAUGAUGAGAGAGAUCGGGCGAUGGGGGUAGUAGGAGCUGCAGGAAAUAUUCUCCAAGAGAUAGACGGGAGGCAGUUUGGUAGCCCAAAACUGGGAAGAAGUAAGAAAGGUGGCUUUGGCAAGGCAAAAGCUAACUUUGCAACUGAAAAAGAGAGGAGGGAGCAGAUAAAUGUGAAAUAUGGGGCUUUAAGAUCACUGCUGCCAAGCCCUACGAAGAAUGACCGAGCCUCUAUAGUUGGAGAUGCCAUCGAAUACAUCAAUGAGCUGAACAGAACAUUGAAGGAACUGACAAGUUUGGUGGAAGGCGAUACCAAACAUAGGAUGAAGAGGCUUAAGUUGGAUGAUGCAGCAUGUGACAACGGAGAAAGUUCGUCGCUGCAGCAAGUGAAGGACGAUCAGGACAGUCAGCUGAAUGGAGCUAUAAGGAGCUCAUGGAUACAAAGGAGGUCCAAGGAAUGUCAUGUUGAUGUCCGCAUAGUUGGUAAUGAGAUCAACAUCAAGUUCACUGAAAAGAAGAAGACUAAUUCUUUGCUUUGUGCUGCAAAGGUUAUAGAUGAGUUUCGUCUUGAACUCAUCCAUGUUGUUGGGGGGGUUAUUGGAGAUCAACGUAUAUUCAUGUUCAACACAAAGAUAUCUGAGGGCUCCUCGGUCUACGCCAGUGCGUUGGCUUCGAAGCUCCUCCGAGCUAUGGAGAUGGAGCACCUCGCUGUCGAUAUCUUCAGUUAGCUUAGCCACCAUGACGGAGAUUCACUGGUGCACCAGAAUGGUCCAUUAUGUUAGCCCUACCAUUACCAAAGUGUGAGCUUACUAGAAGUAACUAGCCGACCUAGAAAAUACUUUAUCUUCAGUGAGUGCUGCUGAAUUUUAUUUUAUUUUUCACGAACUGUCUUCUUGCACACUCGCUGUAAUGAUCUGAUGCUUCUGAUUACGAAUUCACAAAUUAACUUGCACAUGUCUUGGGUUGCAACACUUACUUCAAAGUUGAGCCCAAAAGGGGAGAUGGGACUGGUGCUUUAGAUUCUUACCACCUUG